Molecule: messenger RNA, 434 nt
Organism: Eucalyptus grandis
Lineage: Eukaryota; Viridiplantae; Streptophyta; Magnoliopsida; Myrtales; Myrtaceae
Product: thionin-like protein 2
Exons: 2
Coding region: 42-380 (112 amino acids)
Source: RefSeq, a predicted model, not a curated record
CCCAGUGCUUCUUCAAGUUCUCCCUCAUUUGAGAUAGCAACAUGGGCAAAAUGAAGUCUGUUUUGAUCAUUUGUCUGGUGUUGGGGUUGUUUCUUGGGAAGGCUAGCGCCAACUUUAAGUCUUGCUACAGGUGGUGCUACAUUCCGUGUAUUCUUUUGCCUCGUCGCACUUCGUUCUAUUGCUCUGUCAAUUGCGUGAAUAAGUGUCUGCCUCCCUCUUCACAUAGCCUCAAUGAUACCCUCUCCUUUUGCGAGCUUGGAUGCGCCUAUUCCUUGUGUACCAACCUCAGUUCCAAGGAUGACCCAGGUGAAGAAAAAGUUGCAGGUUGUGUGGAUUCUUGCAAGAGGACAUGUACCAAGCGAAUGGAGCAAGCCUUCUGAGAAUUGUGGAAGUCUUUGAAUUUCUACACAGUGGAAUAAUGCGGUCAAUGAGUU